Molecule: messenger RNA, 1185 nt
Organism: Stylophora pistillata
Lineage: Eukaryota; Metazoa; Cnidaria; Anthozoa; Scleractinia; Pocilloporidae
Product: D-alanine--D-alanine ligase-like
Source: RefSeq, a predicted model, not a curated record
AUGAACCACAGAAAAAGGGUGGCCGUUUUGUUCGGCGGUCGGUCUCCGGAACAUGAUGUAAGUAUUAUCACAGGACUUCAGGCACUAAAUGCUGUGGAUACAAUAUGCUAUGAUCCUUUUCCUGUGUAUGUAGAUUUAUCCGGUCAGUGGUGGUUUGGAGAGGAUCUGCGCCAGAGGUCUGAACAUUUACCAUUGGUGGCUUAUAAAGAUUCUUUAGAACCUAUUCUGCUGGAUCUAAUGCCUGGUAAGAAGGGACGAUUGCAUUUUCAAAAGAAGAGCUUUUUCAAAAAAAAGGCGCCUAUUUCUUUUGAUAUCGCAUUGUUGGCGUUUCAUGGGCUCAGCGGUGAAAAUGGGGAUAUCCAAGGGGCCUUAGAAACAGCAGGGAUUCCUUAUACGGGAACGCGUGUUAUGGACAAAGUUCUCACAAAAGAAGUAUUGCGCUCGAAAAAAGUUCCCCUUCUUUCUCAUAUGGUUGUGAAAAAGCCUGAUGAAGGUCUUUUGCUUUCUCAGGAGGCUUUAAAAGAGAUCUGCCAAAACUUGACGUUUCCAUGCUGUGUGAAGCCCCGUUAUUUGGGAAGCAGUAUCGGGGUUGCACGUGUGGAAAAUCCAGAAGAACUCAAUGCAGUUUUACCAAGUAUCUUUCAAUACGACACCCAUGCAAUGGUCGAGCCAUUUGUUGAAAAUUUAGUAGAAUAUAAUGUUGCUGUGCGGCGAAAUGCUGAAGGUGAUGUUGUUCUCUCUGCAAUUGAGCGGCCAAAGUGCAAUGAAGAGCUUUUGGAUUUUAAGCAAAAGUAUUGUGCCUCAGCAGGCUCAAAAACGGGAGUUAAAAGUCCUUCUUCUAAUAGUGAAGGAAUGUUGUCGCUAACGCGUGAUAUUGCGCCUAAGUUGGAUCCAAAAAUCACAGAAAUCAUUCAGCACUCCGCGAGGACAGUUUUCUCCUUAGCGGAAGGAACAGGUGUGCCCCGGAUCGAUUUCUUGAGUAAUGAAAAAACAGGCGAGGUUUGGUUCAAUGAAGUGAAUCCAUGCCCUGGGUCUUUCGGAUAUUAUUUAUGGGAGGCUGCAGGUCAGUCUCUUUUAUUUACAGAACUUCUAACUCACCUUUUAAAAGAAGCUGAAGUUCAUCAUGAUGUUACGAGGCUUCCCCUUGAUCCUAUCCCUGAAGGGGCUCGUCUUUUUCGUCUCUGA